Messenger RNA from Ailuropoda melanoleuca (giant panda), 2544 nucleotides. It is a transcript of the gene TBX2, whose product is annotated as T-box transcription factor 2. Lineage: Eukaryota; Metazoa; Chordata; Mammalia; Carnivora; Ursidae. The record is from RefSeq and is a predicted model, not a curated record. Gene Ontology annotation, molecular function: DNA-binding transcription factor activity, RNA polymerase II-specific; RNA polymerase II cis-regulatory region sequence-specific DNA binding. The annotation marks the transcript as partial. The transcript is spliced from 7 exons. Gene Ontology annotation, biological process: cell fate specification; positive regulation of DNA-templated transcription; regulation of transcription by RNA polymerase II. Gene Ontology annotation, cellular component: nucleus; chromatin.
GCCGCGGCGGCGGCGGCGGCCGAGGCGGGGCUGCACGUCUCGGCACUCGGCCCGCACCCUCCCGCCGCGCAUCUGCGCUCGCUUAAGAGCCUGGAGCCCGAGGACGAGGUCGAGGACGAUCCCAAGGUGACGCUGGAGGCCAAGGAGCUGUGGGACCAGUUCCACAAGCUGGGCACCGAGAUGGUCAUCACCAAGUCUGGGAGGCGGAUGUUUCCUCCAUUCAAGGUGCGAGUCAGUGGCCUGGACAAGAAGGCCAAGUACAUUCUGCUGAUGGACAUUGUGGCCGCCGAUGAUUGCCGUUAUAAAUUCCAUAACUCGCGCUGGAUGGUGGCGGGCAAGGCCGACCCAGAGAUGCCCAAACGCAUGUACAUCCACCCGGACAGCCCAGCCACGGGAGAGCAGUGGAUGGCCAAGCCUGUGGCCUUCCACAAGCUGAAACUGACCAACAACAUCUCCGACAAGCAUGGCUUCACGAUCCUGAACUCCAUGCACAAGUACCAGCCGCGCUUCCACAUCGUGAGAGCCAACGACAUCCUGAAGCUGCCCUACAGCACCUUCCGCACCUACGUGUUCCCCGAGACCGACUUCAUCGCGGUCACUGCCUACCAGAAUGACAAGAUCACGCAGCUGAAGAUCGACAACAACCCGUUUGCCAAGGGCUUCCGUGACACCGGGAAUGGCCGGCGGGAGAAAAGGAAGCAGCUGACGCUGCCGUCCCUGCGCCUGUACGAGGAACACUGCAAGCCGGAGCGCGACGGCGCGGAGUCGGACGCCUCGUCUUGCGACCCUGCCCCCGCACGGGAACCGCCACCCUCCCCGGGGUCAGCGCCUAGUCCCCUGCGCCUGCAUCGGACCCGAGCCGAGGAGAAGUCGUGCGCUGCGGACAGCGAUCCGGAGCCAGAGAGGCUGAGCGAGGAGCGCGCGGGGCCGGCGCUAGGCCGCAGCCCGGCCCUGGACAGCGGCAGCCCCCCUCGCUUGACCGAACCUGAGCGCGCCCGGGAGCGGCGCAGCCCCGAGAGGGGCAAAGAGCCGGCGGAGAGCGGCGGGGACGGCCCGUUCGGCCUGCGGAGCCUAGAGAAGGAGCGCGCCGAAGCCAGGCGGAAGGACGACGGGCGCAAGGAAGCGGGCGAGGGCAAGGAGCCCGGCCUGGCGCCGCUGGUGGUGCAGACGGACAGUGCGUCCCCCCUGGGCGCCGGACACCUGCCGGGCCUGGCUUUCUCUGGCCAUCUGCACGGGCAGCAGUUCUUCGGGCCGCUGGGGGCCGGCCAGCCGCUCUUCUUGCACCCGGGACAGUUCGCCAUGGGCCCCGGAGCCUUCUCCGCCAUGGGCAUGGGUCACCUGCUGGCCUCGGUGGCGGGCGGCGGCGGCAGUGGUGGAGGAGGCGGGCCAGGGACCGCCACGGGGCUGGACGCAGGCGGGCUGGGUCCCGCAGCCAGCGCGGCAAGCACCGCUGCGCCCUUCCCUUUCCACCUCUCCCAGCACAUGCUGGCAUCUCAGGGAAUCCCAAUGCCCACUUUCGGAGGCCUCUUCCCCUACCCCUACACGUACAUGGCAGCCGCUGCGGCCGCGGCCUCUGCUUUGCCAGCCACGAGUGCUGCGGCUGCAGCUGCGGCGGCCGCAGGCUCCCUGUCCCGGAGCCACUUUCUGGGCAGUGCCCGGCCCCGCCUGCGUUUCAGUCCCUACCAGAUCCCGGUAACUAUCCCGCCUAGCACUAGCCUCCUCACCACGGGGCUGGUGGCGGAGGGCUCCAAGGCUGCAGGCAGCAACAGCCGGGAGCCCAGCCCGCUGCCGGAGCUGGCUCUCCGCAAGGUUGGGGCCCCUUCCCGAGGUGCCCUGUCACCCAGCGGCUCAGCCAAAGAGGCAGCCAGUGAACUGCAGAGCAUCCAGAGACUGGUGAGUGGGCUGGAGAGCCAGCGAGCCCUCUCCCCCGGCAGGGAGUCGCCCAAGUGAGGGGGCUGCCCAGCUGCUCCGCUGCCGCGCAGACCUCCCGGGCUGUCUGCCCCUGCUGCUUGGGACGUGUACAGCACAGAAUGGGUAUUUAUUUAAAUAAAGGAGCAACAGCGGGCUGCAGCAGCCGGAAUAGAGGCCCCAUCAGCCAGCCGGGGCCUGGGACAUUUCCCUGGGCCUCACAAGGAAUCCAGCUGCCGGGAACACAGUCGCUUAGGAGCCACUGGUCACGGUCCAGAUCUGCUCCAGGGUCAAGUUGGCAUUGGCCAGGGGCCCCUCUGGGUCCUCCAGCGCUGUGGGGAGGCCUCAUCACCCCGCCCUUCCAGAGUCUCUUCCAGAGCCAGAAGGUGCAGGAAUCAGGGAUGGGAGCCUCGGAGAGAACCCCAGAGCCCCUAGCCUUGAGCCUGGACCGCUUGAGAAUCUGCAGUGAGGGAUGCUGGGCUCAGUGAAGACUGAAGUCAGUGUAGACUUGAGCUGGGAGGGACCUGUUCUUUUAGUCCUCCCACUUCUUACCCCGAAAAGACAGGCGCCCCUCCCACCCCUGGGUCAGCGGAGGGAGUGGCACUUCUGCCUUGAGUCCCCAGGGAAAAAAAAAAA